UUGAAACAGGCACGAGUUAAAUGGAAUUUUCUAAACAAGCUUGGCCGAGGUCUACACUUGCACUAUAGUUUAGCAAUGCCCGCCCUACUAUCUACCCAAGUAAAGAAUUGGCCAAGAUUUCUAGCAGUCCAGCACUCAAGAUACGCAUCAAUGGCCGUCAAUGUCUCACGUGACCAGACGGCGCCCGUCAAGCCGUUCAAAGAUAUACCAGGUCCAGGCGGACUCUACAGGUGGCCUGUGAUUGGAACAAUGCUUCAUUUUAAACCCUUUACCGAGUACAAUGCCGAGACGAUACGUGGGUUGUUUGACUCGCUACAUAAAAGAUACGGCACCAUCCUAAAGGUUAGGCUGGGUGAAAUGACAGUCAUGACCUCUGACCCGAAAGACUUUGAGACCGUGUUCAGGAACGAGGGGAGGUGGCCGGUGAGACCCCCUGUCGAUAUCGACGUUGUGUACAUCAAGAGAAAUAAUUUAAAAGAGAAUCUUGCUAGUGUACAAGGCGAGGCAUGGCAGAAGCUACGUACACCAAUGAACAAAAGACUAAUGAAGGCUGACUCCGCCCACCACUACAUAGAAGCACAAAAUGUUGUAGCUGAUGAAUUUGUUCAUAUUUUAUCAACGAAAGAACUUGACGCAGAAGAAAUGGCGGAUUAUUUCUUCCGCUACGCUUCUGAAAGUAUCGGUGUUGUGACAUUCAACACCCGACUUGGAUUUUUUAACAAAAGUGACGGGGGAGAGUCGGAUGAGUUUUUACACGCCAGCAAAGAACAAUUCAGGAUCAUCAACGACACCUUCUCUGGGAAGUCCGUCUUAUACAAGUUGUUCAGGGACAAGACCUACAGGCGCUACGAGAAGGCGAUGAAUGUUAUCAUAAAGCACGCAGAUAAACACACGAGCAAAGCCAAAGAAUCCAUUCAGAGCAAACUAGCAGACGGUAGCUUACACCCAGACGAUCCGAACCUUCUCUUUUCGCUGAUGGCGGAGAAGAGUUUGACGACUGAAGAUAUUUCAUUUUUGGCAACUUCGCUGUACAGCGGUGGCACUGAUUCGACGGCCCGGAACUUGCAGUCUUUCUUCCACAUCCUGGCCAUGAACCCAGACAAACAAGAGCUCCUUAGAGCUGAGGCCCUGGACAUUGUGGGAAAAGACAGGCCACUGACGGCUAAAAAUCUGACAGCGAUGCCUUACCUAAAGGCCUGUGUCAAAGAAUGUUUUAGAAUCAACUACCCAACUGCAAGUGGUACCUUCAGGUAUUUACCGACGGAUGUUGUUCUAAGUGGUUACACAGUUCCGGCAGGGGUCCCUAUUGUCCUUCAAAACCCAAUCGCCUGUAUGGAACAUUUCGAGAACCCCGGUCAGUUCCUGCCUGAAAGAUGGCUGAGGACGCCAGACAGACGUAAACAAGAGAACAUCGUCAACAUGGUUCUGCUGCCCUUUAGCUACGGACCAAGGAACUGUCCAGGUCAACGGUUUGCUCUACAGGAAAUCUACCUGGCCGCAGUAAAGGUUUUACAAAAGUUAAAGAUUGACCUACUACCUGAAUCACGUGAUGUCCAGUUUGGUCACAGAACCUUCAUCCAUCCUAUGAAUUCAAUUAAGUUUAAGUUUACUAAAUUAUAGUUACUAAAGGAUUCUUUUUCCUGGCUCAUCUAUACUUAAAAUGUCGAGAAGAGUAAUUGUUCUAAAAAAUGUAAUAAUUUUUUUAUUAGCGCAAUUUCCAUUCUGGAGAAUUGCGUUUAUUAACUCGUCAUUUCUGGGAAUGGAUGGAUGAAUGAAUGUAUGGAUGUAUGUGUGUCCGCAGCUUUAAGUCGUAUCUCCUCCUCAACGAAGCAAUAUCGAGGACUAGUUCCAAAAGCAAUUAUGUUAAGCAAGUUACGAGGAUGAACAUAGGCCAUAAAAAUUCCGGGUUUCUUUCAUGGAUUUCCCGGAAAAGCCAAAAAACCUCGAAAAAAUGCAGUUUUUGGCCCAUAUCUCGGCAACCAGACCACUUAGCGACUUGAAACAUGUACCAAUCGAUUCCUGCCAUAAUUUAAACAAUAUUGCCGAAGAAAGUUUUCAAAAAUAUCCUUUCGUUCGGUCACAAAAAAAAUUUUGAAUUGAUUAAAAUUUGGACCAAAUUAGUAGGUAUUUUUAUCCAACCACACCACACGCGUCAUCACGUUCAAUAGCUGCGCCAUCACGUUCAAUGGCUGCGACAUUACGUUCGGUAGCUAGGCGCGCAAUGGUUUUUAGUCAUGUAACUCUAUUGUAAUUAAAACAUGUAAAAUACUGAAAUUUUUUUUAAAAUAAAAAACGUUUUAAUAACUAACCAAUGGUUUUACUAACCCUGCUCUUGAUUUACGCUACGACAGAGCUAUUUUUAGAUAAGAGCUAUUUUUAGAUAACAUAAGGAAAUUGCGCUUAAAUGUCACUAGACUUUUUAAUUAACUUGUUGUUACUUUUAAGUCUUUUGUAGCCUACUUUUUCGUGUACAUCAUAUUGUAUUAUCUACGAAUGUUAGAAAAACAUAGCACUUUACCUAUCGAUGACGUAGCCAGGCCAUGAAAUAGGCUCAGGAUAUAUCAUGUGAUAUUUGUUUGCUUGUCGUUGAUGUGUUAUAUUUUAUUCUGUGAAAAACCUAUCUCUAAAGGACCGUGACGAGUGUUUAUUAAGCAAUAUAUACCCGGUAUUGCCUGGUUCAGGAAAUAUUUUACUUUUCAAUUAAAUAGCUGUAUGCAAACAUUGACGUUUGAGAAAAUAAAACAUAACCCUAAAUCUAACUCUAAACCUAAGCUUAACCCUAACCACAACCAACCACAACCAAAAGACAAACGCAAAUACCAAAGCAAACGCCAACACAAACGAUUUCCAACACGCAACUCAAACACACUUAAACAUAAACGCAAACAAUAACGCAAAUAGCAACAUAAACCUAAACAUAAAGGACAUUUAGGAACGGAAUAUACUAAGAAGUAUAUGUAUUGUAUAAAAAUAAAUAAAAGGUAGUAUUUAAAAUAACCGUAUUUACAUACCACGUUGCUCUCUAUCACAACAUGCUAAUUAGAAUUUAUUUUUCCAAAUUCAAACCAACUUAAAUAAAGCGGGAGUGAUCUCCCCUAAACUUUCUCGAAUAUUCCUAUAUAACACUUCGGGGAGUGGCAACUAGGGAUAAUGACAAGCUUUUUAAUCAGUUUGUAAAUAAUUAGCUUAAGCUUUGAAAAUUGAAUAGAAUUUCGUAGAUAAAAGAAUUGCGCACAAAAUGAACAGCAAACAAUGUGUGUAUGAUAUUGCGGACCAUUAUUGCUUUAUAGAUUAAAAUGCGUUUUUUUUAAAUCAUAAAUAGCGUAAAAUACCUCUUCCGAUCACAUGAAAUUACUCAAAAUUUGAAAGAAAAUAGAGAAUUAGAUAUUUUUCUUAUAUGUGAAAUGUGAUCUAUCUAUCGGUAACAGGCUUUUGAAAACUGUUAACGGGAAAUCGCUGUAAAGUUGAAACAAAACUACAAAUUUAAUGUACACAUUUAAUUUUAUCAACGGUGAAAACUGUAAAAUUUCAUAUGAUUUUUAUGCAUGAUUAAAAUACUUCCUCUGUACUCUGUAUACGAGAAAGUAAAAAGUAAAUGCUUUCUC
Physella acuta is the source of this 3605-nucleotide messenger RNA. RefSeq names its product putative cytochrome P450 12d1 proximal, mitochondrial. NCBI's taxonomy places the organism in Eukaryota, Metazoa, Mollusca, Gastropoda, Physidae. Gene Ontology annotation, molecular function: iron ion binding; heme binding; oxidoreductase activity, acting on paired donors, with incorporation or reduction of molecular oxygen. The record is from RefSeq and is a predicted model, not a curated record.